UCUACUAGACACCCAUUCCAAGCAAGCAAAUGUAAGCAAAUCGACCGGCAUAAGAAACCCCGGCCCAUAUAAGCUAGCUAGCGCGCCACGCAUCAAGCUACACUGUGGUCUGUGGAUAAUGGGGAGAUUAUUCAGAAUGUCUCCGGCGGCGGCGGCAAUGGCUUUGGCGGUGAUGUUUGCGGCGGCAGCGGUGGUGGCGAGAGGAGCGGACACCGGCGACGACGUGCUGGACGGGGACGCGCCGGGGGCGUCCUUCAUCUUCGGCGACUCGCUCGUCGACGCCGGGAACAACAACUACCUGUCGACGCUCUCCAAGGCCGACAUGGCCCCCAACGGCAUCGACUUCGCCGCCUCCGGCGGCUCCCCCACCGGCCGCUUCACCAACGGCCGCACCAUCGCCGACAUCAUCGGGGAGAUGCUGGGGCAGGCGGACUACUCGCCGCCGUACCUGGCCCCGAACACGACGGGCGGCGCGCUGCUCAACGGGGUCAACUACGCUUCGGGCGGCGCCGGCAUCCUCAACGGCACGGGGCGUGUCUUCGUCAACCGGGUCGGCAUGGACAUCCAGGUGGACUACUUCAACGCCACGCGGCGCCAGCUGGACGACCUCCUCGGCGCCGACAGGGCGAGGAGGUUCGUGCGCAAGAAGGCCAUCUUCUCCAUCACCGUCGGCUCCAACGACUUCCUGAAUAACUACCUCAUGCCGGUGCUCUCGGCCGGCACCCGCGUCGCCGAGUCCCCCGAGGGGUUCAUCAAUGACCUCAUCCUCCACCUCCGCCAACAACUCACGAGGCUGCACGCUUUGGACGCGAGGAAGUUCGUGGUGGCGAACGUGGGGCCACUAGGGUGCAUCCCCUACCAAAAGACCCUCAACCGGGUCGCCGAGGGCGAGUGCGUCAAGCUGCCCAACACGCUCGCCGCCACCUACAACGGGAAGCUCCGGGACCUCCUCAUCGAGCUCAACUCCGGCGACGGCGGGCUCCCGGGGGCCAGGUUCUGCCUGGCCAACGUGUACGACCUGGUCAUGGAGCUGAUCGCCAACCAUGGCAAGUACGGGUUCAAGACGGCCAGCGUGGCGUGCUGCGGGAACGGCGGGCGGUACGCUGGCAUCGUGCCGUGUGGGCCGACUUCCAGCAUGUGUGAUGACAGGGAGGCCCACGUGUUCUGGGACCCGUAUCACCCCAGCGAGAAGGCCAAUGUGUUGCUGGCCAAGUAUAUUGUUGACGGGGAUAGCAAGUAUGUCUCCCCCAUGAACCUCAGGAAGCUAUUCGCACUGUAGCCAUGGCUUUGAAGCUUUCUCACUGGUCGGCAUUGGCAUCUUCUUCUCUGGACGCAUGUGAUUUUGCUAAAAAAUUGGCGUGUAAUUUAUUUGGAGCGUUUAUAUUUGUGAUGUAUGGACGUCAGUGAUCCUGGAAUUCAUGUCAGAUUACUGAAA
Brachypodium distachyon (stiff brome) is the source of this 1435-nucleotide messenger RNA. Its product is annotated as GDSL esterase/lipase At2g23540. Lineage: Eukaryota; Viridiplantae; Streptophyta; Magnoliopsida; Poales; Poaceae. Gene Ontology annotation, molecular function: hydrolase activity, acting on ester bonds. Bases 119 to 1279 code for a protein of 386 amino acids. The transcript is spliced from 3 exons. The record is from RefSeq and is a predicted model, not a curated record.